GCAGUCUUGAAUGGCACCAGCUUUGUUGAGUAGCUACCUGCUACUGCUAACUAGCAAGUAUCUCCUGCCAGUGUCUGGACACAGAUAUGGACAUCGACGCAUUGUUGGACGCGUUUCAAGAUUUUGACAAGAAAGGGAAGAAAGAGACCUGUCCUGUACUAGAGCAAUUCCUGUGUCAUGUUGCCAAGACAGGGCAGCCACUACUGGCGUCUCCAAUAUCUUCCAGGAUCUCAUGGUCCCAGUUCAAAAGUUACUUCAUGUUUAAGCUGGAAAAAGUCAUGGAUGAUUUCCAUACUUCAAUGCCAGAACAGAGAGGACCACAUAAUCCCAAUGUAGAGUAUAUUCCCUUCGAAGAGAUGAAGACGAGAAUCUUAAAAAUAGUCGAUGGCUACAAUGGAAUCCCGUUCACCAUUCAGCGUCUGUGUGAACUGCUGAUAGACCCAAAGCGUAACUACACAGGAACGGACAAGUUUCUCAGGGGUUUGGAGAAGAAUGUAAUGGUGGUCAGCUGCGUGUACCCUACCUCAGAGAAAAAUGCGGCCUCCAGUUUAAACAGAAUGAAUGGAGUGAUGUUUCGUGGUAACUCUUCCCUAUAUUUAGACAGUCGAAAUAUAAAUGGACCCAGCACACCAAAACCGCUCCACAGACCAAAGUUGUCAAUGUCAAGUUCGCUUUCGACCAAUGGGCUCCCAGACUAUCUAGGGAGCAAAGAGCAAGAACCAACCACAGAAGAGAAUGAGGAGCACCAUAUCAGUGAUUCUUCACUAUCGGAAGGUGAAAUGUCGCCAAACAGCGGGGUAAAAAACAAACACCCGGAGGAGGACGACAGUUCUGAUUCUGAAGAACACGAGGUCAAGAGGCUCAAGUUUGACGAACAGGAAGAGGAUGAAACGGAAAAGGAAGAGGAAGAGGAAGAGAAAGAGUCUGAUGCAUCUUGUAAAAUGUCAGGGAGCUUGUCAGAGAUGCCAGACUCUUUACAAGACUCUUGUGGUCAAGAGUGCCAAAGUGGAACAUCUUGUGACACAACUUGUGAUGAUGAGCCCAGUAGCAGGACAGAAACAUCUGAACGGGAGGAAGAAUCGUCUGCGACAGAAGACGUCCACAUUCCGAAGAAUGACGACACUGUGGACCAGCCUGACCUGCCUGCCCCAUCAGAGAAGAGCACAAGCUUUGAGCAGGACAAUGUUGAGGAGAGCAGCAGCGGCAACAGUGACGGUGAGGAUCUGUCCAGCAACAAGCAGCUUCCCUCUUCUGGUAGUAGUUCACCAGACCUGUCAACAGAGGGCGAUGCUGACAACUCAAACAUCACAGAGACUGCAAAAGAGCCUGGGGAACAUGACUAACAUGAAGCCCGGCCUUACAAACAGACCUUUUUUUUACACUGUAUGAUGCCACACAAAGGGUAUAUCUGUAGCACUGUGGACCUUUAGGACCAGGACUGAUGUGGACUCUAAAAUUCCUCACAGAAGGAUCUAUUUGUCCUCUGGAGUUUCAAUUUGCCUGGUCAUUAAAUUAGAAGGAAAAAGAAGACUAUGGACUAUAUAUUUUUUAACUCUUGUCUAAAAGGUUUUCUAAUUUUUUUCCCCCCUGAUUUUUUAUAUCUGAGCAUUUUAAUUUAAUCUAAUGUAUUCUCUGAUUUCUUAAUUCAAUAAUCAUUUAGCAUUUGUUUCCAUGAAGAUGCGUUUGACUGUUUGAAUUAUGUUUUUAUCUUGACCUAGUUGUUUUUUGACCAUCUCGCUUGCUCGCUCGCUCUCUCUCCAGUUGAAUGAGGAAACCUGCUAUUAAGAAUGCAAAACAAAACUUGACAGACGUUUGCUUUUUUUGUAUGAUGCAUAUACCAUAACAUGCUGUAUGUACGUAUGUAUGUUACAUUUGUUUAGAUUGACCCUUUUAACAUAUGUGAAAAACAUAGUUUUGCUUCGUUACUGUAUGAAGACAAUAUUAACAUACAAUACAGUAGUAAUCAUUUAGGUUCAAUAGAGUAUUGUUUUGGCUUAAGUGAAGCCAUCUCUGCAUCAGAUCUAGUCCUGAGAACAUGCGGUACUUUUACAUUUCAUGUUUGUCAUACCUUAGUUGUAUAGCUGUCCCUUUUGAUAGCAAGGAUUUUUACAGUACGUGUCUGUAUAUCGGUUUUUGUAGACUUGUAAUACUCGUGUCCACUGCCUUCAUAAAACUGAUAACUGCUGGAAAUUGAAUGCUUGAGCUUGUAUCAUAGUAUUCAUGGGAAAGCAAUAAAUGAUAAAACCUAACAUGUAGUUUGCUCAGUUUAUCUCAAAUAGAGCAACUAGGUACAAAACAAAUGUGUACAGUGAAUUCAGGGAAUUACUUUUUUUUUUUUUUUAUCUUGCUUUUGCAUUCUCAAGAGCCAGAUACUGCCCUCAGGAAUAGAUUAAGACCACAGUGGUGACCAAAAACUGAGCUAAACAAGAACUAAAAGUUAUUCAGGAAGGCAAAACAAAUGUGUUAAUAUGCCACUGUUUUGUUACCAUGUAUGUGGUGCUGUGUUAAUGAUGUGUAUUGCAAUUUUUUAUUGUUUGUAUAGUGUGUUAACUUGCCUAUCUUCUACCAUAACGUUCAGCUAAACAUGCUACAUUAUUAGAUACUUAAUCUCUCUUUUAAAUGUAUAUAUUACCACAUGAUAGCUUGCUUGCUUAUGGUCCUGGUUUUGACACAAUGUUGUUAUUUUACUGAGAGAGCAGAGGAGCUGAUGUUUAAAUAGUAGGUCUUAUUAUUUCCCCCCCGUCGAGCACUGGAGAAUGAACCUGUUUAUUGGAGGAACCAAAUUAUGGGUUAGAUUUAGAACAUCCCCUGUGUAAUAAUAGAAGGCAUGAUUCAUUUUAAUCUAUGUGGAUAACAUCCAGUCUCUGCUCAGAUGGCAUUGACACUUCUAAGCUAAGAUUAACACUGUUCCUGUUGUCAGCAGAUAUCCUGGGCCAGGCCAAGCCUUCACCUGUGAACAAAGGCUGCAUAACAUGUUAAACCGUAACUCUGUUACCACCGUUUUACACCGACUACAUCACCUGGAAACCAUUUCCUGUUAAUUAUAAAAAUGUAUUUUGCCCUGAA
Messenger RNA from Solea solea (common sole), 3066 nucleotides. Its product is annotated as serine/threonine-protein phosphatase 4 regulatory subunit 2-like. The record is from RefSeq and is a predicted model, not a curated record. Gene Ontology annotation, biological process: protein dephosphorylation. Lineage: Eukaryota; Metazoa; Chordata; Actinopteri; Pleuronectiformes; Soleidae. Gene Ontology annotation, molecular function: protein phosphatase regulator activity. The transcript has 9 exons. Gene Ontology annotation, cellular component: cytoplasm; protein phosphatase 4 complex; nucleus. Bases 87 to 1343 code for a protein of 418 amino acids.